CGACAGACAAUCUCACAAGAGACAAGACAAAGUCCAAACAAUGGCGUACGGCGGUGCGGCGGUGGGCGCGCCACCAAUGGGCGGUUCUUCAUCAUCAGCGUCGACGGUCCGGCAAGUGAAGUUGGAGCGAGAGAGCGAGCUCCGAAUCGAAGUCGCAAACGACUCUCCUCUCCGCCUCCGCGUCCUCAACGGCACCGCUGAAAUCUUUGGCACCGAGCUCCCUCCCCAAAUCUGGCUCUCGUUCCCUCCCAGGCUCAAAUUCGCCGUUUUCACUUGGUAUGGAGCCACCAUUGAACUGGACGGCUCCACCGAAACCGACUACACUGCAGAUGAGACGCCUAUGAUCAGCUACGUUAAUGUGCACGCCAUUCUCGAUGGUCGAAGAAACCGUGCUAAAGCUUCAUCUUCUGACGCUUCCAAUGCGUCUCAGGCUCCUAGGGUGAUUGUUGUGGGACCUACAGAUUCUGGGAAGAGUACUUUGUCAAGAAUGCUUCUUAGCUGGGCAGCUAAACAGGGUUGGAAACCGACUUUUGUAGACUUGGAUAUUGGGCAAGGGUCAAUAACAAUCCCUGGUUGCAUUGCUGCUACUCCCAUUGAAAUGCCUAUUGAUCCAGUAGAAGGAAUUCCUCUUGAUAUGCCUCUGGUUUACUUCUAUGGACACACGAAUCCUAGUAACAAUGUAGAACUAUACAAGGUUCUUGUGAAGGAGCUUUCUCAAAUGCUAGAGAGACAAUUUGCUGGUAAUGCCGAAUCUCGAGCUGCAGGCAUGGUGAUAAAUACCAUGGGGUGGAUAGAAGGUGUAGGCUACGAGCUGCUGCUUCAUGCGAUUGACACAUUCAAUGUUAAUGUUGUAUUGGUUCUGGGUCAGGAAAAGCUUUGCAGCAUGCUCCGAGAUGUCCUAAAGAACAAGCCCAUUGUGGAUGUUGUGAAACUGCAAAGGUCAGGUGGUGUUGUAUCUAGGAAUGCCAAAUUCCGUCAGAAGGCCAGGAGUUACAGGAUAAGGGAAUACUUUUAUGGUCUUGCAAAUGAUCUCUCCCCGCAUUCUAACAUUGCAAAUUUUAGUGAUUUAUCAAUCUAUCGAAUUGGUGGCGGGCCACAGGCACCACGCUCAGCUCUGCCAAUUGGUGCAGAGCCUGCGGCUGAUCCAACAAGAUUAGUCCCUGUGAAUAUCAACCAGGACUUGCUCCAUUUGGUUCUUGCUGUUUCAUUUGCCAAAGAACCAGAGGAAAUUAUUUCAAGUAAUGUUGCCGGGUUUAUUUACAUCACGGAUAUUGACAUUCAGAGGAAGAAAAUCACGUAUCUUGCACCUUCUGCGGGUGAACUUCCAAGCAAAUAUCUGAUUGUGGGAACCUUGACAUGGCUCGAAACAUGAAGUAUCUAGGACGCAAAAUUUGUGACUUGCCGUUUAUAAUCAAAGCUGAUAAGGAUUCUAUGGUCUAUUGUUGUAAAUUACUUCUGCUGAUUUGCGCUGGGAGUGCGAAAGAUCAAAUGCCUUUGACACCACAAUUUUUGGUUUAACUCUGAAUUCUCGUCUAGUUUAGUGAGGUAGCUAUAGUUUCUAUAAAUUUCUGUAUAGCAACUCUGGACUCUUGUUGUCCUGCAAUCUAGAGGAAAAAAUUUCUUUCCAAAGUAACUUGUAGGCGUCGAAGAUACUAUUUUAAAGUGAAAUUUAUGUCGAGUCAUUGUCUGGUGGAAUUUGUUUGAGCAAAUAUCUUGUCGUUUUGGAACGAAGUAAUAUAUAAUCAAGCACGUCGUUUUCUUAUUGAAACUGG
Molecule: messenger RNA, 1772 nt
Organism: Morus notabilis
Lineage: Eukaryota; Viridiplantae; Streptophyta; Magnoliopsida; Rosales; Moraceae
Product: protein CLP1 homolog
Exons: 10
Coding region: 41-1372 (443 amino acids)
Biological process (GO): tRNA splicing, via endonucleolytic cleavage and ligation
Cellular component (GO): nucleus; mRNA cleavage factor complex
Molecular function (GO): polynucleotide 5'-hydroxyl-kinase activity
Source: RefSeq, a predicted model, not a curated record